Molecule: messenger RNA, 887 nt
Organism: Sapajus apella (tufted capuchin)
Lineage: Eukaryota; Metazoa; Chordata; Mammalia; Primates; Cebidae
Exons: 5
Coding region: 1-690 (229 amino acids)
Source: RefSeq, a predicted model, not a curated record
AUGGGGCCCCAUGGGUAUCAGGAGGACCUACAAAGAGAAGAGAUGGAACCGAGGCUGGGGGCAGGAAGAGGAGGAAGUGAGGAAGGGGGCGAUGCCCGGGAGGGCGCUGGGCGAGUAACCAAUUCCUUCACUGGGGGCAGGCGGGAGUCUCCAGGGUCAUUAUGGGGCAACCUGUGCAGGGAAGGGAGGAAAGGUUUCCGGAAGUCUGCCGCUCUCCCUCCUGCCUGCUCCCCUCCUCGGCCUAGCCUAGCGGUUGAUUGCGAGGAGCGGCGGAAGGAAGGAUGUAUCAAACAGAAAGAAGAAAGGACCCCUGCCGGUCGACCCCUGACAUCCGACUCUGAACGGCAGCGACCGGGAGGCCGCGGCGUGUUGCAGAUUAACAGCAGCGAGGGCAGGAGGCAAAGCAGAUGCCUCGGGAGCUGGCUGUUUCCUUUAGCCCUGAGAGCUGGCUGUAGGCACAGGUUCCAUAUCAAAGGCAACGGGAACCAGGCUGUGGCAAUAUUACAUCAGGCAAAACUUAGAAGACGUGUUUAUGCUGAAUCUUCAGAUAGAGCAAGAGAAGCCCAGCUUGGGGGAGAUGACUGGACCUUGAUUAUCUGGGAUAAAAAGAGAUCCAUUUAUGGGACCUUUUCAGAAGAGCCUCUUAAGACACAUGUUUCAGAAUGCGUUCAAAUGCGUGCUGCUGUAUGACCAGCCUAUUUGAUUAUGCCUCCAAAUCCUAUGGAAGUAUAACAACCACAGAAGAGACAAAACCCAACAGCAUCGACAACAGAGAAUCUCAGUUCAGGAAGAUAUGAAACCCUUUGUAAUAAAGAAAGCAACACCGUGAACAUUUGUGUAAUGUGUCUUUGUGGUAGAAUGAUUUAUAUUCCUUUGGGUAUAUACCC